AUGAAGGUAAUGUCAGUAGCCCUAUUUUCCUUAAUAAUAUUUAAUAUUGUUUUAGCAAAAAAUACUUCUGAUUCAGGGCCCACCACGAAUUCCUCUUCAUUAUUGGAAGAAAAUACAAAAAAAACCCAUAAGACGACAGAAGAAUCAGUUAAUGUUAAAGGUAAGAGACCAUAUAAAAAAGCCUAUGAAGAAAACCAUGAAGAAAACUAUGGAGAAAACUAUGAAGAAAACUAUGAAGAAAACUAUGAAGAUAUGGUAAAGGAUAUUUUUAUGCCUCUUGAGGACAGUUAUCAAUACAGCCGAAAUAAUUCACAUAAACAAGAUGACGCGCCCCCUCCAGUAUCUAAUGGGCCUAAAAAACAAAAAUUUACAGAAAAACGACAAUUACGUACAAUAAAUGAAAAUAACGAAAUAUGUCAAAAACCCAAGGAUUUAUUGCGUACCGAUCCAGAAAAAGAUACAAAAACACCAGAAAAAACACCAAAAAAAACAACAGAAAAAACACCAGAAAAAACACCAAAAAAAACAACAGAAAAAACAACAGAAAAAACAACAGAAAAAACAACAGAAAAAACAACAGAAAAAACAAAAAGCCCUUAUCCUACUCCAGAAGAAAUAUUUGAAGAAAAAAAACAUUUAUUAUGUGAAGAUCCUGAAGAAACUAUAAAUGCGGCCAAACUUAUGGAUGAAGCUGUAGUGCAUUUAGCAUAUCAUGCUGCAAAUAAAGAUGGUUCUGAACCCAGUAAAAGCAAUACUGGAAGUAGUAAUUUAUCUCAUAAAAAAAAAGAUGAAAACACGCCAAAUAUUCUAAAAGUUAAUCGUAAAAUUUAUCAUUUGGGAAUGUAUAAUAACAUAGUAAACAUGAUAUGGAAUCCCCAUCCUGUCAAAUUUUACAUUAAUGAAUCUGUUAUAAGUGGCAAAAAAAAUAUAACUAGAAAAAUUAUCUGUGUGUACGAUCCAAAUUUAAUAAUGAUAUAA
Plasmodium vinckei vinckei is the source of this 978-nucleotide messenger RNA. RefSeq names its product fam-a protein. NCBI's taxonomy places the organism in Eukaryota, Apicomplexa, Aconoidasida, Haemosporida, Plasmodiidae. The record is from RefSeq and is a predicted model, not a curated record. Bases 1 to 978 code for a protein of 325 amino acids. The transcript has 5 exons.